ACGUGUGUGAGAACAGAUGCAGAGAAGCGUGAUUGAUCUGGAUCUGCUUUUCUGCAUCUCCGCGAAGAAUCUAUCCAGAUGCAGGUUCUUACUCCGAGAUCCACUUUGCUAGUGGGACCUAGCCCCCCCAGCUGGCUUUCCUCCUUCCCUCCAUUCCCAAGCCUGGCGGCUACUACCUAAUCAGAAUAUACUACUAGGAAUUCAAAAGAAGUAAAACACCCUUUUUCUUCUACACCUCUCUCGUCCUUUUGGCUAUAUAUAUAUAUAUAUAUACGUAAGGAUCAAGCGUGCGUAGUAUCUGUUCUGAUCAGUUUCAUCUCUGAGUCCCCCUGGCCCACCGAAGCCCAUUAAAUCCUCCCUCUCAUCACCAUGCCGAGGAAGGCGCGGCACACCGUGAUGUGCCCGAUCCGUGUCGAAUCUCUCCUUUGGCCGUCAGCUGGACCGGCGGCUUUCAGCUGUAGCCCACGUGGCCCCCCCGCCUCAAGCAAAAUCCACAGUCAAGAGAGAGCCAGGGCGGACGGGCUUGCCGUCUUCGACAGAGGGCGCAUCAAGCAUGCGGCAGUUAUAGGCGCCGGUGUAUCUGGGUUGAUGAUGGCGAAACUGUUGAUGUCACAAGGAAUAGAAGUGACUAUUUUUGACCAGAAUGUGGAAGUGGGGGGGUUUUGGACGAGCCCUGAGGCCGCAAAUGCAGCCCAAAAUGGAAAUGGAAGGUGCCCCUACGAGAUACCGGAGUACCCGUUUGUGGGACAGUGUUCCGACAGACCGACAGCGCAGCAAGUGCAACAGUACCUCCAGUCGUAUGCAAUACAGCAGCGGCUAUGGCCGCAUUUAAUGAUGUCGACAACAGUGCACGGCCUGAAACGACCAGAGGGAUCCGGGUUCGGAUGGAAGCUGCAGUACACGUUCGACACGCCGGCGACAAAUGUGUUGUCGUCACCAGCGUCUUCGUGUUUCUCUCUACAGAUAGAGCCGUUCGUAGGGAGCGACUUGGAAUUGGGAGGGAAAGGAGGAGGAGGUUCCGGUGGGGCGGGGAGCGUUGGAGGAGGAAGAGGGGGAGGAGGAAGAGGGGGAGGAGGAGGAGGAGGAGGAGGAGGAGGGAGGGGGGAUGACUCUGACGAAGAGACCACCAGCUUCGUCACUGGCGUCGAUUGGAGCUUUAAUCGGUUGUGGGGAGAAGGAGGGGGGAAAGACUUGCUGGCGGGACCGGGAUCGGCAUCGGGAUCGGAAGGGGGAGGGGGAGGGGGAGGGGGGGGGCAGGCCUCGGUAAACAAAGCAAACGCGGAAGGAGUGCCCACACCAGUGCCGGCAGCGUUCCCGGGGUUUUCUGCGGGACUGCCAGCGGGAUUUCCGACGGGUCUUCCGCCGGGAUUCCCCACGGAACCUGCGAGCCAGCAGCGGAUAUAUCCGCUGCUGGCUGCGGAUCGCCGGCGGCGGCGGGACGUGGCGCAAACAACCUGGGCCCCUACAACACCCACUCAGUGCGAGAGCUGGGAAUCGAACUGGUCGAUGUGCAGUGGUACUAGCUGGGACUUGAACUCUGUUCUUCUUCUUAAGGAUCGGAACAGCGAUCUGAACACCCCAGCAGCUGCGUUUUCCGAUGGGAUCAGCCAAGCUAGGACAUCAACAGAGUUCCCCGCCGUCGACAGCAAGCGUGAUCAUGGUGCAUCAGCACCAGCAGCAGCAGGAGGAGGAGGAGGAGGAGGAGGAGGAGGAGGAGGAGGAGGAGGAGGGCGGAUUGGUUAUCAUCAGAGAGCAUCGCGAACAACCUCUGGACUUCCAGAUUCUGGAAGUGCGAGCACGAGGAGAUCUGCAUCUUCGCCCGCAUUGUCGUAUAACGGCCGCAGAUCGAUGGAGAAUAUCCACAUCGACCUCGGGAAAUCUGGGUCUCUUACACCGGGAGGAGGUACUCCUCCCUCUGGUGGUCGUUCUCCCAUUGCCAAUCGAGGAGGUAUGAUGAUGGGCAGGAGCAACGACUCUGGAUCCCCUCCCUCGCCGCCUCCUCCUCACGAGAAGACGAGCCGUGGCGUACUCCAGAAUUCCGGUCCUCUGACGAUUCUGCUUCCUGGCAGAGAUCGACUCGGCUUCGCUUCAGACUCGGUGGGUGCGGAGCUGAGGGCGGCCUGGGCGCCACGUGGCAUGCGGACGAAGGUCGGCAGCAACGCUGACAUGCUCUCGGCUAUGGCGGUAACGGCCAGAAAGGAGGAAGAAGACGACGGCGGCGGCUAUGGCGGUGGUGUCCGAAAGAGCAUCAAUGUCGCCACCGGUCGAGCUGGUCGGUAUCCCGUUCGAGAAGAUGACGAUCUGUCCUGCGAAAGCCCCCUUAAUUUCUACGGCAAUGGUUCUGGGUGUUACAAGCCUGAUACUAACCACACUCCCCCCGCGACGCCCCCCCAAACUACUCCUCUUUCUUCAAAGGCUUUGCUGGAAAACAGUACGCGAUCCAGCGGAAGCAGAUGGAAUUUCCAUCGUGAUCGGGAUCGAGAGAGUCCUGACAGGUCAGGAGGGACCUCGUCCUCCUCCUCCUCAUCAUCAUCAUGGACUCAACUGACACGGAGUUGGUCCGACUCCGACUACUUCGCUGAUGACCUGGCAAUCGUAACGCCACGCGAUGUUGCCACGUGGAUGUCUUCUCCAGUAGCAGAUGACCUUCACGACACGGCGAUGGCGGCGGCGCCUACCAAUUCUUACAACGACGAUACCGUCGAGUCCGCCAUAGCCAAGCUUGAAAGGGCCAACGACGAUAUGCGUUUCCCGCUCGGAUUGUCGGGGCCUCUCGUUCUUGUUAAGGAUUGGCUACGUGUCGGCAGAUCCGGACCGCUGCUUCCUCAUGAUGACAUGCCGCGACUGGGCAAAUCUGGGCCGCUGGCUCCCGAUCUCGAUCCCUCUCAGGAUCGACUACAACAACCAGACGAUCCCCUUGCAGAGGAGGCUUCAGACUCAAGAAGCGGCAACGGCUACAGCAGCAGCAGCGGCAUGCAGAGAAGGAACAGCAGGGUCAGCAGCAGCAUGCCCUCUGCCGGCGCGUAUGGCCCGAACUGUAGUCAGCUGAUCCCGCAGGACCGUGCGCGGCGAGAGCGCAAGCAUGUGCCGCUUGCGCCGCUGUCGGAAGACUUAUCGUUCGAUCCAGAUCCCGUCUCUACCCGCAGCUCCCGCGUCACUCGUCUCGACAAUAAAGGCAAUGCUGGAUCAAAUGGAGGUCCGGAGAUGGUGGUGCCGCAAGCGGUUUUAGCGAGAGGGGUGGGAGGAGGAGGAGGAGGAGGAGGGGUGUUGGCACUGACAGGUCGGCUUGGGCGGUUGCCUGGCGAAGAUCCUGCUCAGGAUCUGACGAUCGCAGACGCGGGUUGGGGGUUACGUUUAUGUGCCCGUCAUAGUCUCCAGAAGAUGAGCUCAUUGGGGGCGGAGUGGGAGGAGGCACAAGGCAGCGGCGCGCCUUGCCAAUUUGCUCCCGAUUCGAGAUACGACAUGAGAUCUGCUGGAUGCGCGGUUGCAGGCCAGAAGGAGGAGGAGGAGGAGGAGGAGGAGGAGGAGGAGGAGGAGGAGGAGGAGAACGCAACAGGGUGGGGAGGCCAACAACCUACGGGGCGCUUGUUGAUGGACCCUGAGUUGGAUGGUGGGUAUGCAUCUGCUGCGGAAUCUGAAGGGGAAGACGCGCGAUGGCGGCGCAGCCGCCGGCGCACAAGAGAAGCAACCGAGGGGAAGGUUGAUAAAGGUGGCGGCGCGAUGUCGAAAGCUUCUGCUGCUGCUGCUGCUGCUGGAACACCUACCUUCCCUCCUCGCCCUUCUGUUGCCGGCUUGGGGCUCUCCUCCCGCUUGACAUGUGCGAGUGGGGAAAGGCCGUUGUGUUCAUCUCCCGAUGAUGCGAAAAGCUUCGCUGACCAGUGGCGGGAAGCACGCCUGGAGGAUGGGCACGACUUAGCAUCCAGUCGAGACGGCAACGGUAAAUUAAAGGAUGAUGAUCAUCAUUCUUACAAGGCUGAGGUGGCCAUUGAACCUGGGAAGACGGUAGAGAUCUGGGGCAAUCCGGUCUUCGACCCAGAGUCGCCAGAGGCAAGGAAGACGGGAUGUGGCCGAGAAGAACCACCAUCGCCGCCGUUGCUAAGUGCAGUGGAACAAAGCAGAGGAUGGGUGAGGGAGAGGAGCGUGUUGUACGUUGGCGAGGAUGGCACCAUGCAGAAAGGUUCAUCGUCUACAUCGGUAUCGACGUCAUUGUCUUCCGGAGAAGAUGGGGGAGGAGGAGGAGGAGGAGGAGGAGGAGGAGGAGAAGUGGGCAUACGUGAAGACGUUGUGACGAGCAGAAGUAGAGAGGAGGGUGAGGGAGAGGGAGAGGGAGAGGAAAGAGGCAGCGAGCUGAAGAAGGAUGGGACGAAAGAGAGGGAGAAGAAGCAGCAGUGGGAGCAGGAGUACGAGGAGGAAGGAAGAGGGAGAGGGAGGAGUAGGGACAGGGCUGCGGGCAGGGAGAAUCCCGACGAGGGGGAGGAGAGGAGGGAUCACGUCGUGACGUGGCGAAGGAAGAGUUCCCUCCGUCAUUCAUAUGUAACAGAGGAGGAAGAUCCGGUGGUCUUUGGCGAUGGCGCCGGCGAUGCUGGUGGCAGAUAUGGCUAUGGCGGGGGUCAGCCUUCGUCUCCCGGAUCUCCGUCUGGCAACUUGAAGGAUCUACUCCCGGAGCCAUUUCCAUGGAGCCCGAUUGCGCAGCCUCCUGCCGCUGACCUGUCGGCAGCGGCACGGAGGACCAAGAUGAGGGAAAUGAUGGUGGAUAUGGUGGUGUUGUGUAUGGGAUCAGACGCUUAUUCAGCCAUGGAGUGCAAUUUGGUAGGAAAGGAUGCAUACAAAGGGAAGAUGAUGACGGUGCGGGAGUUCAAUAUGAAACAUGAGAGCGACCCGAUGAAGGACAAGCACGUGCUUGUGCUUGGCGGAGACGACAGGUCGAUUGGAUGCGCACUGAAGGCCAAAAAGGCUGGUGCAAGUACCACCCUCCUGCUUGGGAAAACCUACCCCGACGGUAGCAACAGCUGCAGCUUCUCCACGGGACUUGCCACCACUCACAGGCCGCAGGAUAGCCUCUGCCGCCCACUGACAUCUACUUCAUCAAUGCAUGGGGAAUCCAUAGGAGGAGGAAGAGGACGAGGAGGAGGAGGAGGAGGAGGAGGAAGAGGAAGAGGAAGAUCGGACGAGGAGAGUACUAGCCGAUUGCCGGGAUCGAGCUCUGGUCACCAUUCGCUGAAGAUGACGUCAUUCCGACGACUGUUCUGGAAGAUGAGUGUGAAGAAGUAUGCCCGCGAGACACGUGGCAUUUUGGAUAAGGGUGAUUUUUACAGAAAGAUCUACUCUUUGGCGCACAAGCACAAGAUCAGCAUGCUGACUACAUCCAUUGAGCGGUUCACCGAACAUGGCGUCAUUCUUGCCAACAAGAUCGAGCUUCGAGCAGACUACGUGGUGACUGGCCCGGGCUUUCUUCGUCGUUCCGAGUUCCUGCCCGAAGAAACUAUGACUCUGCUUAAUCCCAGCGGCAAAGAUCUUCAUCUUUACCGUUCGAUCGUUCAUCCCGACGUCCCAGAUCUCGCCUUCAUCGGCUACGAAGUCGGCUUUCCCAGCAACGCCCUCACCUCCUACAAGCAAGCCCGUUGGUUGUCGGAGCUCCUCAGCGGCAAACACCAUCUCCCAACGAAGAGUGCCAUGAUGAAAGAGAUGGAUAGAGCGAGGCAGAUCCCCAAGAGUGACAAGACUAAGUUGGAAGACCGUAGAUUGCAAUACCACAACCAGCUGGACGGAGACUACACUCCCACUCCCAGUCGUGAGCAGCAGUCUAGGAGGAGAUGGAGGUGGAAUAGCUGGGACGGCAGUUUAGAUCUCGCCAGCUAUAAAUUUAUUACCAGAAGUGGAAGCCAGUCUAAUAUGAAGCACCAGGAGUACCGCAACACCAGCAGCGGCGAUAGAAAACCCCUCAUACGGUUUUAGCCACCCCUGCUUUUCAAGGGGUGGGUGUUCUUUUUUUUUUUCAAUUUUCUCGUUUGCCCCUUUU
Messenger RNA from Chara braunii, 6019 nucleotides. NCBI's taxonomy places the organism in Eukaryota, Viridiplantae, Streptophyta, Charophyceae, Charales, Characeae. The record is from the annotation of a GenBank genome assembly.